AGCACGAGGACGAGUGGCAGCCUCCAUCUGCGCAAGUGAUUUGUCCAGGGCUGGGCCAUCAGGAGGAUUCUGGCAUGGGCCUGCAGCCACGUAUCUUCCUCCUGGGGCUGCUCUUGCUUCUGGGGCGAGGACCCACCCAGGCCCACACCUCGCCUGGAGAGAAUACGGAAGAGCAACGAUCGCCCGAGUUGCAGACACUGAAGAAUUUUCCAUUCCCAUGCAACUCAGAGAAGUCAGGAUCCAGCGUGCCUCCUAAGUCAGUCCACUCUGUGAGACCUUCUGAUAUUAAAUUUGUGGCAGCCAUGGGCAAUGUGGAAACUCCUCCAGACUCAGGGACCGUCGACCUGGAGAAGCAAAAAUGGACUGACCGAGGGCCACAGCAGACGUGCAUAGAAGUGGUGACAGUCCUUUCAGACGUCAUCAGAUAUUUCAACCCCUCUGUUCUGAGGCCCCUGUGUGUUCCUGGGAAGAGAGUGGUACCCCACCCUGGUGUUGAAGACUGGCUGGCGCAGGCAGAAGAACUGGUGAGGAGCAUGAAGGAGGACCAGCAACUUGAUUUUCAAAAUGACUGGAAGCUCAUCAGUGUGUUUUUCCGUAACUCAAGCCGGGAUCACCUCUGUCCCUCCACCCAACAGCAGAGGCACGCGGCGGGAGGCCUGGACGUGCUAGCUGGGGCUCUGGACUACCUGCACCAGGAGGUCCCCAGAGCAUUUGUGAACCUGGUGGAUCUCUCUGAGACUCUGAUGGUCUCUCCCUGGGACCAAGGGACUCAGCUCAGCCCCACGGCAGAGCCCUGCAGGGACUCAGGGGAGACCUCGAAGCUUUCCAAGGUGGUGACACAGUGGUCCUAUCAGGAGAGCUGGGACAGUCUCCUGGCCUCCAGCAAGUACAACGAACAGGAGUCCUUUGCGGUGGUUUUCCAGCCUGCCUUCUACGAGACCCCACCUUCGGGGGAGCAACCACUCCAGGAUCCCAGCACACUCGCCUUGAAUCUCUGGAACACCAUGAUGAAGCCAGCAGGACAGAAAGACGAACCAUUCGUUGCAAGAGAGAGAAGGCCAGUGACAUGUCCCUCUCAGGAGAAUCCCUAUCUGUUCACCUACAACAACAGCAACUACCUGCCCAGGCUGCCAAAAUCUCAGGAGAGGCUUGAGGUGAGAGACAGAAUGGAAAUCCUGUGUCCUGACAAGGACCCCUCCGACACAAUUCCCACCUCAGUUCACAGGCUGAAGCCGGCUGACAUCAAAGUAAUCGGAGCCCUGGGUGACUCUCUCACGGCAGGUAAUGGGGCCGGAUCCAAGCCUGGGGACAUCUGGGAUGUCUUGACUCAGUACCGAGGCCUGUCCUGGAGUGGCGGAGGCGAUCACAACCUCAGCAGCGUCACCACCCUCCCAAACAUCCUCCGGGAAUUCAACCCUUCCCUGAGGGGCUUCUCUGUUGGCACCGGGAAAGAAAACAGUCCUGGAGCCUUCCUAAAUCAGGCUGUAGCAGGAAACCGAGCCGAGGAUUUACCUGUUCAGGCCAGGAGGCUGGUGGACCUGAUGAAGAAUGAUACGAAGAUAAAUUUUCAGGAAGAUUGGAAGAUAAUAACCCUGUUCAUAGGAGGCAAUGAUCUCUGUGAUUUCUGCAGUGACCCGGUCCGCUACUCUCCCCAGAACUUCACAGACAACAUCGGGAAGGCUCUGGACAUCCUCCAUGCUGAGGUUCCUCGGGCAUUUGUGAACCUGGUAAAAGUUCUGGAGAUCAUCAACCUGAGGGAGAUGUACCAGGAGAAGGAAGUCAGCUGCCCAAGGCUGAUCCUCAGAAACCUCUGCCCCUGUGUCCUGAAGCCUGAUGAUAACUCAACAGAACUUGCCUCCCUCAUCGAAGUGAAUAAGCAGUAUCAGGAGGGGACUCACCAGCUGGUUGAGAACGGUCGGUACGACACAAGAGAGGAUUUUACGGUGGUCGUGCAGCCAUUCUUCGAAAAAGUGGACAUGCCAAAGACAUCGGCGGGGCUGCCCGACAGCUCUUUUUUUGCUCCUGACUGUUUCCACUUCAGCAGCAAAGCUCACGCUUACGCGGCCAGCGCCCUCUGGAACAACAUGCUGGAACCUGUUGGCCAGAAGACAACACAGCACAGUUUUGAAUACAAGAUCAAUAUCACCUGUCCGAACCAGUUCUGGCCGUUUCUGAGCACCUACAAGAACAGAAUGCAGAGUCAUGGGAGCCAGCUGCCAUGCAGGGACAGAGCCCCUUCUGCCUCGACGCCCACCUCAGUGCACAACCUGAGAGCGGCAGAUAUCCAAGUCGUGGCUGCGCUGGGGGACUCUCUGACUGCUGGCAAUGGAAUUGGUUCCAAACCAGAUGACCUUUCUGAUGUCACCACUCAGUAUCGGGGACUGUCAUAUAGUUCAGGAGGGGAUGACUCCCUGGAGACCGUGACCACCUUACCGAAUAUCCUUCGGAAGUUUAACAGAAAUCUCACGGGCUAUGCGGUGGGCAAGGGCGAGGCCAACGACACAAAUGCCUUCCUCAAUCAGGCUGUUCCUGGAGCAAAGGCUGAGAAACUUAUGAGCCAAGUCCAGACUCUGGUACAAAGGAUGAAAGAUGACCACAGAGUGAAUUUCCACGAGGACUGGAAGAUUAUCACGGUGCUGAUUGGAGGCAGUGACUUAUGUGAUUACUGCACAGAUUCGAAUCUGUAUUCUGCAACCAACUUUUUUGACCAUCUCCGCAACGCCUUGGACAUCCUACAUAGAGAGGUGCCCAGAGCCCUGGUCAACCUCGUGGACUUCCUGAGCCCCAGCGUCCUGCGGCAGGUGUUUCUGGGCAACCCGGACAGGUGCCCUGUGCAGCAGGCCAGCGUGUUAUGUAACUGCGUUCUGACCCCUCGGGAGAGCUCCCAAGAGCUGGCCAGGUUGGAGGCCAUCACCCAAGCCUACCAGAGCAGCAUGCGGGAACUGGUGGGGUCAGGCCGCUAUGACACCCGGGAGGACUUCUCUGUGGUACUUCAGCCCUUCUUCCACGAGGUCCGGCUCCCCCUCCUGGCGGAUGGGCGCCUGGAUAUGUCCUUCUUCGCUCCAGACUGUCUCCACCCAAGUCAGAAAUUCCACUCCCAGCUCUCCAGAGCCCUUUGGGUCAAUAUGCUUGAACCACUAGGAAGGAAAACGGAGACCCUGGACCUGGCAGCAAACAUAGCCCUCUCCUGCCCCACUCAGAAUGAGCCCUUCCUGAGGACGCCCCGGAACAGUAACUAUACCUACCCCACCAAGCCGGACAUUGAGAACUGGGGCAGUGACUUCCUGUGUACAGAGUGGAGUCCUUCCAACGGUGUCCCCACCUCAGUCCAUGAGCUCCGGCCAGGAGACAUCAAAGUGAUGGCGGCCAUGGGUGACUCGCUGACCACAGCACUGGGAGCCCAACCAAGCAACUCCAGCAACCUACCCACGUCCUGGAGAGGACUCUCUUGGAGCAUCGGAGGGGAUGGCAUCUUGGACACCCACACCACACUGCCCAACAUUCUGAAGAAGUUCAACCCUCACAUCCUCGGGUUCUCCACCGGUACCCAGGAGGAGACAGCAGGGCUGAAUGUAGCCGUGGAAGGAGCCAGAGCGUGGGACAUGCCGACCCAGGCCCGGGACCUGGUGGAGCGAAUGAAAAACCACCCCGAAAUCGACCUAGAGAGUGACUGGAAGCUGAUCACGCUCUUCAUUGGGAGCAACGACAUAUGUCAUUACUGUGAGAAUCCGGAGGCCCCCUCAGCUGGAGAGUACAUUCAGCAUAUCCAACAGGCCCUGGACAUCUUCUAUGAGGAGCUUCCAAGGGCUUUCAUCAACGUGGUGGAGGUCAUGGAGUUGGCUGGCCUACACCAGGGCCAAGGUGGGAAAUGUGACCCGCCCCUGGCUGCUCAGAGCAACUGUACCUGCCUCAGACGUUCCCAGGAGAAUCCCCUGGAGCUGCAGGAACUGAAGCAAGUGAACUGGAACUUCCAGAGCGGCAUCUCCAGGUUGUCCUACAAGCCCCAGUACCUGCAGCGUGAGGACUUCGCCGUGGUUGUGCAGCCUUUCUUCCAAAACACUCUCGUCCCCCUGAACAACAGAGGGAGCGCUGACCUCACCUUCUUCUCCGGGGACUGUUUCCACUUCUCAGAACGUGGUCAUGCCGAGAUGGCCAUCGCGCUCUGGAACAACAUGCUGGAGCCGGUGGGCCAGAAGACAACCUCCAACAACUUCACCCAUAGCCGAACCAAACUCAAGUGCCCCUCUCCUGAGAGCCCUUACCUCCACACCCUGAGGAACAGUCAGCUCCUCCAAGACCAGGCUGAAGCGGGCCCCAACGUGCUGAACUGGGCCGUGCCAGUGGCAGCAGGAGGCGGCCUUGUCCUUGGGGUUGGCACCAUGAUGGUCUGGAGAGUCGUAAGAGGUCGCCAGCAGGAAAAUCUUCCAGUGAGCCUGAACACUAUGAGCUUCUAGGCCUCCCGCCAGGUGCGGUGCUCAUCCUAAAUGCCCCUGCCUCACUCCUCACCAGCCCUCUACCUCAGCCACCUUGGGCACCGCAGAGAGCAUUUGCUUCAACGCCUGGCGACAUCGGAAGCCAAAGGGACAGUCACGACUCCUUGGGGCCUGGGGCCUACGCUCCUAGAAUUGCCAAAUUUAAAUAAAGGC
Mirounga angustirostris (Northern elephant seal) is the source of this 4646-nucleotide messenger RNA. RefSeq names its product phospholipase B1 (gene PLB1). The record is from RefSeq and is a predicted model, not a curated record. Gene Ontology annotation, cellular component: brush border membrane. Gene Ontology annotation, biological process: phospholipid metabolic process. The transcript is spliced from 58 exons. Bases 75 to 4454 code for a protein of 1459 amino acids. Lineage: Eukaryota; Metazoa; Chordata; Mammalia; Carnivora; Phocidae. Gene Ontology annotation, molecular function: A2-type glycerophospholipase activity; retinyl-palmitate esterase activity; phosphatidylcholine lysophospholipase A1 activity.